Limulus polyphemus (Atlantic horseshoe crab) is the source of this 1727-nucleotide messenger RNA. Its product is annotated as E3 ubiquitin-protein ligase makorin-1-like. The coding region runs from base 38 to 625 and encodes 195 amino acids. The record is from RefSeq and is a predicted model, not a curated record. Lineage: Eukaryota; Metazoa; Arthropoda; Merostomata; Xiphosura; Limulidae. The transcript has 4 exons. Gene Ontology annotation, biological process: protein polyubiquitination. Gene Ontology annotation, molecular function: ubiquitin protein ligase activity; metal ion binding.
ACUUUGACAGGAUUGCUUGAAAGAGUUGGAACGAGACAUGGAACUCUCCUUUGCUGUUCAGCGAAGUAUUGAAAAGUGCUGCGGGAUAUGUAUGGAUACCAUAAUGGAAAAAGAACCACCAAAUGAAAGACGAUUUGGGAUAUUAGAGAAAUGUAAUCACAUUUUUUGUCUCAGCUGUAUUCGUAAGUGGAGGAGCACCAAACAGUUCUCUUCAAAAAUUAUCAGAGCUUGUCCAGAAUGCCGUGUUCCGUCUGACUUUGUCACACCAAGCCAAUACUGGGUGGAAUCAGAAGAAGAAAAAAAGAAAAUUAUAGAUGAUUAUAAAAAAGCAUUAAGUAUAAAGCCUUGUAAAUACUUUAAACAAGGGCAGGGGGUGUGUCCAUUUGCUGGAGCUUGUUUCUAUCUACACGCAUAUCCUGAUGGCAGGAAAGCUGACCUUCCGCCUCCCAGACCUCGUCAUCAGAGGAAUCGUGAUAGAGAUCUCGAGUCAAUUGAUAGAAUGCUUUUGUGGGAUUUCUUUGACCUUCAUGAUGAUCAGAUACUCUUCCACCUGGAUCUUGAAGAUGUUUUAGACUUAUUUACAGAUUCUGACGAUGAUUCAGAGUAUAGUGAUUUAGACGAGUAGAAAAUUCUUGUUGGAGUGUUUAGAUUUCGUUAAUUUUGUAAGAUAUCUCACAGAACCAUUGGUAUUAUCCGACAUCUGUAGGGCUGUAUCUAUUAGGUAAACUAUGUCACAUAACAGUGGUUGUAUCCAUUCUCUUUAUAACAUCUAUUCCAAAAGCCAGUUAUUAUUGACUAACAAAACAUUUUCCCACGAUAUUAAUGACGUUUUUAUUGCUUUGAAAUAGAAGAAAAAUAUCAGGCCUUUUCCUCAUUGGCCUUCAUUGUCAGAAUUUUGUAAAUUUUCAAACUUAAAAGAAUUGCACUUUGCUUCAAUUAUGUUUAAUAUUUUUUCUUCUCUCGGUAAUCCUUUUCUGCCACCUGGUGUUGUAAAAAUAAAUUAUUUCAAAAACUGUUGAAAAUGUAACUUUGUAUGAAAAAGUUUUCUGCUCUCCUUUUUUUUAUGCUUAAGUGAAAAAAAAAUGUUUUGUUACAAAAUUCCAGCUCUUAAAGAAAAAAAAGAUUGUAUAAAAAAAUCUUAAAACUAGAAACAGAAAAUUUAAAUUGUUAUAUUUCCUAAUCUAAAGAUUUCAAUACAUUGUGUUUAAUAUUUCCUAAGUGUUUGCUUGGAGUAGAGUGAGUUUUACGCUGUUUUUGUGAAGUAUUAAAUGAUUUAAAUUGUUUUGUUUAAAUUAAUAUACUCGGGUACUAUUUCGGAUCAAAUGUUUGUACUAAACUUUCUCGAGCUACUUGAUUAACGAUAAUUCUAGUCCUUUCAUUGUGUGUUGUUCUUGUGUUACUGCAGUGGGUCCAGAAGUUUGCUUCUAACGAUAACUUUCAUCGAUUGGGAUCCGACAAAUUAAUAGACAUGCCCUACCUGUUACUGGUUUGUAACUUUAAAAUAAACCACUUGGUUUCAGAGGAUCAUCUCAUACUUGUUUCAUGAAAUAAAAUUCUGUUGUAAGACUCGAAGAAUGCUAACAACGUUUAUUAGUCGCCCACCGUUUGUUAAUCAUGUUUUCUCUUUUAAUACCACGAACAUUUCUUAAAGAUAUAAGGAUACAUAGAUGACUUAAAAACAUUUCUUAAAGAUAUAAGGAUACAUAGAUGACUUAAAAACAUUUCUU